AUGAAAUGUUUAAGAAUAAAUCGCAGUGUAUUAAGUCUUAUUCCGCUUAUAAAUAAUGUAUAUUGUUUAUCAUGUUUCUGGAAUAAUUAUUGUCCAUAUAGGUACUUUUCAACUAAAACUCCUUAUAGUAACGAUAGGGGUGAUAUAAGAGACGUUGCGAGAUUAAAAGGCUGCGAAGCAAUCAGUAUUUGGGGAUUGAUAAGACAUGGACAGCUAAACCCGAAUAAGAAAUAUUCUGAUUAUAUUGAGAAUGUUAUGUCUCUUAGAAAUGAAAUACUGUUAAGCCACGAAAAGGGCAAAGGCUCACUUUGUGUUCAAGAUCUUGAAAACUUACGAAAUUGGAAAGUAAAUAGUACUACGAUUACCGACAAAUAUGGUAGUACGUCAAAUAAUGGAAUGUCCCCAAUGGCCGCAAUAGCACACAGAUAUAAGGAGGCUUACAAAGACUUACCCUGGAGUCUGGAAUCUACAUACAUUUUUAAAUCUAAUUCAUUGCCAUAUGUACUUGAAAGUAUUGAUGAAUUUGUUGAUGGCCUAAAACAGCCCGGUCUUCAUAUUAAUUACUCAACACUAAUUAAUGUGACGAUGUCCAAGCAUAGGAUCGAGAAACGUUUAGGUUUUACCUAUGAUUAUAUUACUUUCUUAUAUGAUGUCUGUCGAUGGUCAGCAGUGGAUAACAAAGCUGGUCCAUGGUGCGCAUUGUUUGAUGAAGAAGAUUUAAAAAUCCAAGAGUAUCGUGAAGAUUUACGCUUAUAUUAUAACCAGGGAUAUGGAAAUUCAUGGAAUGAAGAAUUUGGACAGGUUACUCUUGCAGAUCUACUGAAAACUUUUAGAUUGGAGAAAGAGAGACCUGAUAAUAAAAUAACACUACAAUUCUGUCGUGGUCCUGACCUUAGUAUGGCUUAUAGCGGUCUUGGCCUAUUUAAAGAUGAUACAAUUCUUACUGCAAAUUUUAGAGAUGAUAAUAGAAAGUGGAGAACUAGUGAGCAUGCCCCUUUUAAUGGUAAUUUAGUUGCUGUUCUGCACAGAUGUGAAAAAACAGCUGACAACUAUGUUGUGGCGUUUUAUAUGAAUGAGAGCCCGCUGAAGGCAAUCUGUAACCAUGGAGUUUGCAAUUGGAAAGAAUUCGAGGAAAUGUUCCGGCCCUUCGAAAACAAAACAUUUGAAAAUAGCAGUUCCUGUUUUAUUAAAGAUUAUUCACUAUGA
Molecule: messenger RNA, 1206 nt
Organism: Amyelois transitella
Lineage: Eukaryota; Metazoa; Arthropoda; Insecta; Lepidoptera; Pyralidae
Product: multiple inositol polyphosphate phosphatase 1-like
Exons: 5
Coding region: 1-1206 (401 amino acids)
Molecular function (GO): inositol phosphate phosphatase activity; acid phosphatase activity
Source: RefSeq, a predicted model, not a curated record